Messenger RNA from Octodon degus (degu), 3177 nucleotides. RefSeq names its product E2F transcription factor 8 (gene E2f8). Gene Ontology annotation, biological process: regulation of transcription by RNA polymerase II. Gene Ontology annotation, cellular component: RNA polymerase II transcription regulator complex. Lineage: Eukaryota; Metazoa; Chordata; Mammalia; Rodentia; Octodontidae. Gene Ontology annotation, molecular function: DNA-binding transcription factor activity, RNA polymerase II-specific; RNA polymerase II cis-regulatory region sequence-specific DNA binding. The record is from RefSeq and is a predicted model, not a curated record. The transcript has 13 exons. The coding region runs from base 202 to 2814 and encodes 870 amino acids.
AGGCAGGCUCCCGGGCCUGGGCGGGAAAGGGGGUGCCCAGGGUCCCCAUUCGGCCCCCGGAGGCUCCGACCGUGAAGUGGACUGACAGGAGUUUAAGAUUUUCGAUAGAAUUUAUCGCACCACUUGAACCAUUGCGUUUUGAGAAGGAACUCCAGAUUUUUCAUUUUUAAAGAAACACUAAAUGUAUAAGAAAUUGACAGAAUGGAGAACGAAAAGGAAAAUCUUUUCAUUGAGCCAUACAAAAGGGUACUGACGAAGUCACCCCUGAAGGAGUGCACCAGGGAGAAUGUCGCGCAGGCCGACCUGCCCUCGCCCACCCUGGGCCCUUUGACCACGCCCACCAAGCCCAAGGAAGUCUCCCAGGGAGAGCCGUGGACACCAACAGCCAACUUGAAAAUGCUUAUCAGUGCCGUGAGCCCAGAGAUCCGCAGCAGAGAUCAGAAAAGAGGGCUGUUUGACAACAGAAGGGGAUUACCCGAGGCCAAAGACUGUUUGCGUGAGCGCUUAUCUGGAGAUGAAUUUGAGAAGUCCCAACCAAGUCGAAAAGAGAAAAGUUUAGGCCUGUUGUGUCAUAAGUUCUUAGCGCGAUACCCUAACUAUCCUAACCCUGCUGUGAAUAAUGACAUCUGUCUUGACGAAGUUGCAGAGGAACUUAAUGUUGAACGUCGACGAAUUUAUGAUAUCGUGAACGUCCUAGAGAGUUUACAUAUGGUGAGCCGGCUCGCCAAAAACAGGUACACGUGGCAUGGGCGGCAUAAUCUCAACAAGACCCUUGGGACUCUGAAGAGCGUUGGGGUGGAGAAUAAGUAUGCCGAGCAGAUUAUGAUGCUCAAAAAGAAAGAAUCCGAGCAAGAGUUUGACUUCAUCAAGAGUUACGGUAUAGAAGAUCACAUCAUCAAAUCAAAUAGUGACCAGAAUGGACAUGCAGAGAUGUGUUUUGUUGAACUCCCUGGAGUGGAAUUUCGGGCAGCUUCUGUAAACAGCCGCAAAGACAAGUCCUUACGAGUGAUGAGCCAGAAGUUUGUGAUGCUGUUUUUGGUGUCAACACCGCAGAUCGUCAGCCUAGAAAUCGCUGCCAAGAUUUUAAUUGGUGAGGACCACGUGGAUGACCUGGAUAAAAGCAAGUUUAAAACAAAAAUUAGGAGGUUGUAUGAUAUAGCGAAUGUCCUGAGCAGCCUGGAUCUUAUCAAGAAAGUUCAUGUUACGGAAGAAAGAGGCCGAAAACCAGCUUUCAAAUGGACAGGCCCAGAAAUCAGUCCGAAUACCGGUGGCUGCAGCCCAGUCCUUCCCUCCGCCGCCUCCGACCUGGGGGUGAGGCGGUCUGCCAAAGAGAACUGUGCCAAAAACCUCUUCGCCUCACGCGGUAAACCCAACUUUACACGACACCCAUCUCUUAUCAAGCUCGUGAAGAGUAUAGAGAGUGACCGGAGAAAGAUAAACUCUGCCCCCAGCAGCCCCGUCAAGAGCAGCAGAGCUGAAAGUUCUCAGAAUUCUCCGCUCUUCCCGAAUAAAAUGGCUCAGCUUGCAGCUAUUUGCAAAAUGCAGCUAGAAGAACAAUCGAGUGAACCCAGAAAGAAAAUGAAAGUACAGCUAGCAAGAUCUGGGCACUGCAAGCCAGUGGCCCCGCUGGACACUUCAGCAAAGGCUGAACUGGAGCUGACCGCGCCAUCCCUCAUCCAGCCCCUGGGCGUGGUCCCCCUGGUACCCAGCCCUUUGUCACCCGCGGUGCCAGUGAUCCUACCUCAAGCCUCUUCUGGCCCAUCCUAUGCCAUCUACUUGCAGCCUGCCCAAGCCCCAACCAUGACACCACCCCAAGGUCUGAGCCCAACAGUCCGGCCCACCCACAGCUCUAAAGCAGUUGGAGCAAAAGAUUCCGCAGAGGCCACCAACGAGAAGGCCACCAAUGAUGCCACAAGGACUGAUAGUGCCUCCAGAGCUGGAAGCCUACUGCCAGCACCAGAGAGACAAGUUGCAAAGAACCGAACCAGGGAGGUACCUGGAGAAAAGGGCUCCAAGAGGCCCAGCACAUUUGAGGACUGUAUUUCUAAAAAGAAAUACAAAGAGGACUUAAAAGGAAUUGAAAAUGUGUCCGCAACCUUGUUCCCGUCAGGCUACCUGAUCCCUCUGGCCCAGUGCUCAUCCUUGGGGGCAGAAUCCAUCCUGUCUAAUAAAGAAAACUCAGGUACACUUUCCCCAAACCACAGGAUCUACAGCUCCCCAAUCACAGGUGUUAUUCCAGUGACAUCCUCUGAACUCACUGCUGUGAAUUUUCCCUCUUUUCAUGUGACACCUUUGAAGCUAAUGGUCUCACCAACCUCGGUGGCAGCUGUACAUGGUGGCAGGAACAGCCCGGCUCUUGCCUCCAGCCACCCUAUUGCCAUUCAGAACCCAAGCUCGGCCAUUGUAAACUUCACCUUGCAGCACUUGGGACUAAUCUCCCCAAGUGUGCAGGUCUCUGCCAGCCCCGGGCCUGGAUCCGGAACCAUUCCUGUGUCCCCAAGAAUAGAAGCAAUUAGUAUCGUACCAGAAAAUGCAGGCUGUCAGCAAGCAAGGGCCACCAGCUGUGACUCACCAGUCCCGGGCCAGAGCCAACCAAAUGGACAAUCGGUCCCGGUGACAGGGACACAACAGCCUGUUCCCGUGACACCCAAAGGGUCACAAUUAGUGGCCGAAAGUUUCUUCCGUACCCCAAGUGGACCAAUCAAACCAACUGGCACAUCCUGCAUGGAUUUCGAUGGUGCUAACAAAACCUCCUUUGGGACCCUCUUUGUCCCACAGCGAAAACUGGAAGUUUCAACAGAGGAUGUCCACUAAUUGACAGAUGUCGGUGUAAUUUAAUUUUCUAAAGACUUAUUUAAUAGAGAAGAUGUACACAGACUGAUUUGGAGAACACAAGCUUCAAAACUACUGUAAAUAUGUUGGAUGUUUACACGAUAUCAAAGCAGAUACUUGUUUUUGUCAAGGCUGUGUUCAGCCUUUCAGUCAAAAUAAAACAUUGGCCUAAGGUCUAUUAACUUCUGGGGCAAAAUGAUUCAUCAUUUCAACUCUGCCUAUACUAUUAUGCAAGUAACUGUAUUAAAGUUUACUUCAAGUAAAUAUGUUUGGUAUGCUUAACACAGCAUUCUUUUUCAACUUUUUGCACAAAGAAAAUGCUGUGUGGUGUAUAAUGUAUUUUUA